This is a messenger RNA of Solanum verrucosum, 2532 nucleotides long. Its product is annotated as pentatricopeptide repeat-containing protein At1g22960, mitochondrial-like. Gene Ontology annotation, molecular function: protein binding. The record is from RefSeq and is a predicted model, not a curated record. NCBI's taxonomy places the organism in Eukaryota, Viridiplantae, Streptophyta, Magnoliopsida, Solanales, Solanaceae. The transcript has a single exon. Bases 124 to 2409 code for a protein of 761 amino acids.
AUUCAAUUACCCAUUUUAGGUAACUGCGCCUUCAGUUUCAGGUACCAAUUUUCUCUUCAAUUUCCCAAAAAACCCAUUUAGAUUUUCCCCCAUUUUCAUCUUCUUCACAUUCAUGUAUUGCAUAUGCUAUUUCUCUUCUACAGAAUGACCCUUUAUGUUAGAGCUUCUAAAUUCAUCAUACCCAAAUCAAAUCUCAAUCAUUUCAGCUUUUUCGUAUUUUCUUCUCUUAAAAGAUUGAUUUUUUAUUCAUCUUUACAUCAGUUUCAAUGCCCAUCUGAGAUAAAAAUCAAUAAUAUUACAAGGAAUGGUAAUAAUAAUGGUGGCAAUGGCAUGCGGGAAAAUCCCUUUUCAGAUUCUGAUAUUCAGAGAUUAAUUUUGAAUAAGAUUGAAGAAAGGGGUUGGGUUACUGGGGAGGAAUUUUGGGUUGUUCCAGAUUGUUUUCAUUCUUUAAUUUAUGAUUCUGAUUUGUUGGUUAAGAUUCUUAGCUCAAUUCGUUGUCGACCGAGGGUUGCAUUGAGAUUGUUUAGGUGGGCUGAAGGGCAAAAGGGGUUUAAGUAUUCAGAGUUUUCGUUUUGUACCAUUCUUGAUAUUUUGAUACAGAAUGGUUGGGUAAAGUCUGCUUAUUGGGUGGUAGAAAGGGUGAUUAGUAGUAAUAUGCAUAAAGUUGUUGAUUUAUUGGUUGAUGGGUAUUUGAAUUUGAAGGUUUCUGUUGAGAUACUUAAUCUUUUUUUAAGGAUAUACACGAAGAACGCAAAUGUGGAGCUAUGCUUGUUAGUUUUCGAGAAAAUGCUGAGGAAUGAGAUGUUGCCUGAUGUGAAGAAUUGUAAUAGGAUUCUAAGGAACUUAAGGGAUAGGAAUUUAGUUACCAAGGCGAGAGAAGUGUAUAAGAUGAUGGGUGAGUUUGGGAUAAUGUCUACUAUUAUUACUUAUAAUACAAUGUUGGAUUUGUUUUGUAGAGAAGGUGAAGUAGAACAGGCUUUGGAUCUUUUAUCAGAAAUGGAGAGAAGGGAGUGCUAUCCGAAUGAUGUUACAUACAAUAUCUUGAUUAAUGGGUUAUCAAAGAAAGGGGAAUUUAACCAUGCUAGAGGUUUGAUUGGAGAGAUGUUGAAUAAAGGACUGAAGGUUUCAGCUCAUACAUAUAAUCCUUUAAUUUAUGGUUACUGUGUAAAGGGAAUGGUUGUGGAGGCAUUGAGUCUCGGAGAAGAGAUGGAAGUAAGAGGAGCUUCACCUACUGUCUCAACAUAUAAUACAUUUAUUUAUGCUCUUUGCCGGCAGGGGCAAGCUAGUGAAGCAAGAUACUGGUUUUCUGUCAUGUUGAAGAAGAAUUUGGUGCCGGACAUAAUGUCAUAUAACACUUUGAUUUACGGAUAUUGUCGGUUGGGGGAUAUUAAUGAGGCCUUUUCCUUGUUACAUGAUUUAAGGAUCAGGGGACUUUUUCCUACAGUGAUCACCUACAAUACAAUUAUGGAUGGACUCUGUAAAAAAGGUAAUUUAGAGGAUGCUAAGCAGAUGAAAGAGGAAAUGAUGAGACACGGUAUCUCUCCUGAUGUAUUUACUUAUACUAUUCUGGUUCAUGGUUCCUGCAAGGCAGGAAAUUUACCAAUGACAAAAGAACUAUUUGAUGAGAUGUUACAGAGGGGUUUGGAGCCUGACUGCAUUGCUUACACAACUCGAAUAGCAGGUGUACUGAGCCUGGGUGACAUAUUGAACGCAUGCAAACUACAAGAGGAAAUGUCAACAAAGGGAUUCCCACCAAAUAUAAUAAUCUACAAUGUAUUUGUGGAUGGUAUUGCGAAGCUGGGUAAUCUUGAAGAAGCAACUGAGUUGUUACAGAAGAUGGUUGGGGAUGGCCUUAUGCCUGACCACGUAACAUAUACCAGUAUAAUUCAUGCCUACCUCACAUUUGGGAACCUUAAGAAAGCCAGAGAGUUGUUUGAUGAGAUGAUAAGUAAAGACAUAGUUCCAACAGUUGUAACAUACACAGUGCUGAUUCAUGCGCAUGCCGGUAAAGGGAGGCUUGAACUUGCACAUAUGUAUUUUUCAGAGAUGCAACAGAAGAGCAUUCUGCCAAAUGUGAUUACCUUCAAUACUCUGAUAAAUGGCCUUUGCAAGUACAGAAGAAUAAACGAGGCUUACAGUUUCUUUGCUGAGAUGAAAGCAAGGGGAAUUAUCCCUAAUAAAUAUACCUACACCAUUUUGAUAAAUGAGAACUGUGAUUUGGGUAACUGGCAAGAGGUUUUGAGACUGUUCAAAGAAAUGUUGGAUAACGGAAUCCAGCCUGAUUCUUUUACAUACAGUGCGAUGUUGAAAAAUCUCGGCAGAGAUUAUAAAUCACAUGCCAUAGAAUACCUUGACUUUAUACUUUUCGGUGAUGAAGGCGAUGAAGGCACUGCCGAAGCAAAGAGUUGAAAAAUCCCUGAAUUGCCACUGGUAUUCUUGGAUGACUAGCUUUCUGUUCCUGGUCUUUGUUCUAAAGGCGCCACACCAUGAGCUUGUCCAUAAUAGCUGCUGGUAUGUGUCUGAUAUAUGUGU